Molecule: messenger RNA, 728 nt
Organism: Candoia aspera
Lineage: Eukaryota; Metazoa; Chordata; Lepidosauria; Squamata; Candoiidae
Gene: TRAPPC2
Product: trafficking protein particle complex subunit 2
Exons: 4
Coding region: 1-462 (153 amino acids)
Biological process (GO): endoplasmic reticulum to Golgi vesicle-mediated transport
Cellular component (GO): nucleus; cytoplasm; TRAPP complex
Source: RefSeq, a predicted model, not a curated record
AUGAUUUUCUUCUCUUUCAGAAGAGGCCAUAUUUUCAUUAUGUCUGGAAGCUACUAUUUUGUAAUUGUAGGUCAUCAUGAUAAUCCUGUAUUUGAGAUGGAAUUUCUACCAGCUGGUAAAGUAGAAUCUAAGGAUGACCAUCGCCACCUGAAUCAGUUCAUAGCUCAUGCUGCUCUUGACCUAGUAGAUGAAAACAUGUGGCUAACAAAUAAUAUGUACCUGAAGACUGUGGAUAAAUUUAAUGAAUGGUUUGUUUCUGCCUUUGUCACCGCAGGCCAUAUGAGAUUUAUAAUGCUUCACGAUGUAAGACAAGAAGAUGGAAUCAAAAACUUCUUUAGCGAUGUCUACGAUCUAUAUAUAAAGUUUGCAAUGAAUCCUUUUUAUGAAGCUAAUUCUCCAAUUCGAUCCACCGCAUUUGAUAGAAAGGUUCAGUUCCUUGGGAAGAAGCAUCUUUUAAGUUGAAUUAUUCCAUCUGUAACAUGACAUAAAAAGCCUAUUGAGUGAAACAACAAAGAACAAAGUGUUUAAGAAGCUUUACAAAGUAAGAUGAUUUCAGAAAUCCAACAGUUUCUCCAGGAAAGUUGAUCACUUCAACUGCAUGUGCAUGUGCGUGUGUGUAUGUAUAUAUAUAUAUAUAUAUAGGUAUCAAAAUAAAUGCUAAUAUAUCUCUUGGAUGUUUUAAGCACCAUCUGCAGCUUAUUUAGUAAAAUGACAGAUAACACAGAUCA